Molecule: messenger RNA, 969 nt
Organism: Pteronotus mesoamericanus
Lineage: Eukaryota; Metazoa; Chordata; Mammalia; Chiroptera; Mormoopidae
Product: olfactory receptor 1S1-like
Exons: 1
Coding region: 31-969 (312 amino acids)
Biological process (GO): G protein-coupled receptor signaling pathway
Cellular component (GO): plasma membrane
Molecular function (GO): G protein-coupled receptor activity; olfactory receptor activity
Source: RefSeq, a predicted model, not a curated record
UUGUGCUCCUUGCUUUAGAUCAGCAGAAACAUGCAUCAAGGAAACCAAACCACCAUCUCUGAAUUCCUCCUCUUGGGCCUCUCCAACCAGGCUGAGCAUCAGAAUCUUCUCUUUGUGCUUUUCCUGGGUAUGUACCUGGUCACUGUGGUUGGGAAUGGCCUCAUCACCCUGGUCAUCAGCUUGGAUUUUUACCUUCAUACCCCAAUGUAUCUCUUCCUUGCUAACUUAUCUUUGGCUGAUAUUUCCUCCAUUUCUACCUCGGUCCCCAAAAUGCUGAUGAACAUUCAGACCAAGAGUCAAUCCAUCUCCUAUGGGAGCUGCAUCACACAGAUGUACUUUUCUAUUGUGUUUGUUGUCAUUGACAAUUUCCUCUUGGGAGUCAUGGCUUAUGAUCGUUUUGUGGCUAUUUGCCACCCUCUGAACUAUACAACCAUCAUGCAACCUGGGCUCUGCAUUUUGCUGACAGUCAUGCCGUGGGUCCUCAGUAAUCUUGUUGCCCUGACACACACUCUUCUGUUCCUUCGACUGUGCUUCUGUAACAACAACACUGUCUCACACUUCUUCUGUGACUUGGCCUCUCUUCUGAAACUCUCCUGCUCAGACACAAUGAUCAAUGAGCAUGUGUUGUUUAUCGUGGGCUUAUCAGUCAUCACCUUUCCUUUCUCUCUCAUCCUCUUCUCCUACAUCUGCAUUGUCAGGGCUGUCCUGAGGAUCUCAUCCACAGAGGGAAAGUGCAAAGCCUUCUCCACCUGUGCCUCUCACCUGACAGUUGUAUUGCUCUUCUAUGGGACCAUUGUAGGGGUUUAUUUCUUCCCUUCAUCCAUUCACGCUGACGACAGAGAUAAAAUUGGUGCAGUGCUAUUCACUGUGGUGACACCCAUGAUGAACCCCUUCAUCUAUAGCCUGAGGAACAAGGACAUAAAAGGUGCCCUGAAAAAGCUCAUCAGUAGGAAAAGCUUCUGCCUUUGA